GUUCUUCCUUCGCAUAAUUCCCUGCCCUUUUCUUUUCUUUGUCCAUUUGUUUUGUCAAUUUAAUUUGACUAUAAUUUUUUAAUUUAAAUUUGAUGAAGUCUCACAUUUUCCCGCCCACUAAACACGUACUAUAUAUAUUCAUACACACAUAUCAACACAAACAAAACCCUAUCAGUUCUCCUGUUCUAUCACAUCAUCAUUUUCAGUUAAAAUUUGAAAUUAUCUUCUCCCCUGAGUUUUUGCCAGAAGAAAAUCUCUGUUUCCAUGGAAGAUUCUGCAGCCAAAGACCACUCCUCUGCCUCUGGUAGAUCGACCUCGAGGCUCCUCCGUUAUCCUCUCCGAUCGGCAACCAAACAGAAGGAAGAGAAACUGCCGCUGGCCGAUUCCUCAAACCCCAUCUCCGCCGCCAAAAGGACAAGGGUUCUAUCUAGUGUGAGCAAAAGUGUAGGUCUUCUCGACCUCUCUGCGAAGGAGAAAUCUUCCGCAAAACCUCCUAGGCGGCUCUCGGUGCCUAACAAAAAACAGAAUAUCACCCCAACUCCAAAAUCUGUAGGCAGUAUCACUCCAAUUUCUGAGACUCGGGCACAGAGGUCUGCCAUCAGCCAGGGAAAAAGUGAUACACCCCGUUCUGACAUUUCAAGGUUGUCGGCUCGAAAGAAAUUCAGUACUCUAUCUUCUGCGUCUUAUUGGCUGUCUCAAAUUAAGCUGUCUGAAUCUGCUGCUAAGCACUCUAUCUCCCUUGGUUUCUUUAAGCUUGCUCUGGAGGCUGGGUGUGAGCCUAUUCAGCGAUUGAGUGACGAACUAAAGUCAUACGUGCGCCGCCAUGACCUUUCUGAACUUGGAGAUUUAGUGAAAGCGCUUUUCGAAGGCUAUAAGAUUCCUGAAAGCUUUGUGCCAUCCCAGGCAUCUGGAAACUGUUUUCAGGUGCCUUCGGAGGGCAAUCCUUUUUCUGAUGAUGAUGUUAAAAGCUCUUCAUCUUCUAUAACGGAUGCUGAGAAGGAGCAGCAGAAGCCUGUGGACAUAAUAAUAAAUGCUGAUGAGACUGAGCAAGUCAAGGAAGCAAAUAAAGAGGGUUCUGAGAAGGAUGAUACUGUGAAAACUACCAAAAGAUCGGUGCCGAAGAGGACUGCUAGCUCUAAGUCUGAUUUGGAAGUCAAAGGUCGAGGUGUACAAAAGAAAAAACAGAAGCCGGCAAAGAAAGAAUCUUCUCAGGUCAAGGACAAAGUGAAGAAGCAGGGAAAGAAAUGUGUUCAAGAGGAAGUUGCUUGUUCUCUCAUUCUGAAAUCUCCAGCAGAGGAAACCCAUGAAGAUGGCAAAGAAAACAUGUAUGCAUUAGCGCCCCAGAUGCCAGAGAUUGGUCAAAUCGAAGUCUAGGUGAACCGUAUAAACCUCUGUGCGGUUCGUGAUCUUUAUUAUAAAGCAGGGUUUUAUUGUAUAGGAUAUAGUGGAGUGGUUUGUGAGAUUUAAAAAACUUGUUGGGUUUUCUUUGUUGUUUGCUUGCCUUAUUAUGUGGAAUUUGCUUGUCCAUAUUAUAUAUAUUACACAGUUAAAUUUCAUUUCAGAUUUGUUGUUAAUAAGUUCAAAUGUCAGUUUGAUUUUGUUUUUUAUGCCCCUGAGAUGGCUGGAAUUUUUUGCUUAUAUUUUUUCGAUAAUUCCUUCAUAGAAAGUUUCUCGUACAGGUCCCUGAAAUUGAUUGAUGGACCCAACAUCGUAUAAUUAAUUAGUAAGUAAAUACAUUUUUUCUUUACUCAUCAAUUUUGAUAUAAAGUUCUAUAACAAUUACACCAAUUUAAUUGGUUUGGGUAAAAUAGAGAAAACUAUUUCAAUUCAGUUUUGCUCGUCAUCAACACAUAUCUAUAUGAGUCUGUGAAGAACUUGCCAUGAUUGGGGUUUAAAUAUUUCUGGUUGUUGCAUGUCAUUCAAAUUUUAUUGCAG
Molecule: messenger RNA, 1935 nt
Organism: Striga asiatica
Lineage: Eukaryota; Viridiplantae; Streptophyta; Magnoliopsida; Lamiales; Orobanchaceae
Source: the annotation of a GenBank genome assembly